AUGGCUUUCACUGAUGACGCUGUCAAAGCAAAGCUAUCAGCUCUGAAUGACUCGCAGGAGAGCAUUGUCACUGUUGCGCAAUGGGUUAUGUUCCACAGACGCCAUGCUGAACGGACUGUACAAAUUUGGCUACAAAAGAUUCGCGACUCGCCGCCUCCUAAGCGACUCAACCUGAUCUACCUGGCCAAUGAGGUGGCCCAACAAUCUAAAGUACGCGGGAAAAAUGAUUUCCUCAUUGCGCUAUCUCCGAUAAUUGUCGAUGCUACGUCAGCAGCUUACAAAGGAUCGUCAAAUGAAUACCAACAAAGGAUUCGCCGAGUCGUGGAGGUCUGGAGACAACGCAACGUAUUUGAUGGAGCUAUUUUGGAUGCAGUUGAAGCUCGUGUGGACGACCUCGACAAAGCUCGCCCUACAAACAAGAAGCAAACCCUCGGAGGCUCCUUCUUCAAGGACACUUCUUCGGGAUCCACCCCGUCCGAACUACAGCCUCUCAACCCGUUGCAGAUUGCUCUCAACAAGGCUGUCAUCAACUCAAAUACUUCCGCCACAACCGCUACUUCGGAGUUCGAUAAACUUCUUGAUCCCAAUACCCCGAAGCCUACACUGCCAGUUCACGCUGCACGGCUAAGUUCACUCUUGAAGACGCUCGCCAACGCAGAAAACUCCGUCUCCGAGGUAAUCAAAUCGCGCCGCGCCUUGAUCGAUGGACUUGAAAAGAUCCUGCAGACCAACCGCGCAGAGCUAUCGAGGGAAGAGGCCCUUAGUGCUGGACUCUCGGAGAAGAAAACCUCAGUCGAUACCAAGAAGCGCGAGGUCGAGGAUGCGAUUAUGCGCGCUCUACCCAGUGAAGAGUCCCGCACAAACCCCGGCGAACACAGUGGACACGACAACGCAUUCAGCCGCCCUGAAGUCGAGGCAUUGACGCCUCCCCCGGUGGAAGCUAUUACGCCAGUGGGAUCCCCACAGCCAGAAAAGCAACAGGUUCGCCGUGGCCCUUUUACUGAAGAGGCGGACGACGACAUCUCAGAAUGGAACCCUAUGAACAUCCCUGACAUGCAGCAGUCAGGCAACGGGACUGCCAUCUCGGAUCAAUCUACUACUUCUCCGCACCAUGGCAAUGACUUUGAUAAUGCCUCCGAUGGCCAUGCAAAGAGGCGCAAGAUCUCGCACGGCGAGGAGGACUAUGCGGCUUUUGCGGCCGGCGAUCUAGAUGCCGAUGUGGCUGACCUGCUUGCCACUCAGGGCAAACACUAA
This is a messenger RNA of Penicillium digitatum Pd1, 1254 nucleotides long. RefSeq names its product CTD-interacting domain-containing protein. Gene Ontology annotation, molecular function: RNA polymerase II C-terminal domain binding. Gene Ontology annotation, biological process: mRNA 3'-end processing. NCBI's taxonomy places the organism in Eukaryota, Fungi, Ascomycota, Eurotiomycetes, Eurotiales, Aspergillaceae. The record is from RefSeq and is a predicted model, not a curated record.